Fusarium verticillioides 7600 is the source of this 5070-nucleotide messenger RNA. RefSeq lists its product as hypothetical. The transcript has 2 exons. Lineage: Eukaryota; Fungi; Ascomycota; Sordariomycetes; Hypocreales; Nectriaceae. The record is from RefSeq and is a predicted model, not a curated record. Bases 2890 to 3531 code for a protein of 213 amino acids.
GGGUCAGUCCAGGGGGGUGUCAAGAAAAGUCGAGCAAUCAUUUUUUCCCUUAUGGCGUGGCAGCGACCCAAAUAUCUGGCUCUCCAGGCCACUAACAAAAUAAAAAUACACACUGCAUGCAGAAGGAAUUCUGGGCCUGGAGGGGAGGGAGGGAAAAAGAAAAAAAACGAGAACAAGGGUUGACGUCUGCAGCUACAGUCGCAUCCAUCCAUCAAAGCCUGCCACGUCGCAAUUUCACGGCGCGGCACGGUCGCUGGACACUUCGCGCCAUCCCGGGGCUGCAUGUCAUCCUGCUCCCUUAAGACCCGGGUACACAAUUACAGUGCGAAUUUGGUAAAGGGGGCGCAGAAGCCGAUUUCUUUGCCAAUAUUGGAAAAGAAGCCGCCGUCAGUCUGCCCCUUGUCACUUCCGCUUCAUUCCCCUCUUCGGCAAAGGAGCAGGCCAAUUAUUGCCGUGUCCACACCUCAAUUCCAUAAACAGGAGGGACUUGAAGAAGAAAAUAUGUCAUGGGCCGUUUGGUGCGUCGUUUGCACGUACAUGUGUGACGUGACACUGGCCUCAAGAUAUCUUCAGAACUACGAAGCAAGCAGAGGUGUUCUUUGCCCAGGUACUAUCGCACCACGAGACCUCGCCUGCAUGCACGGCGACCUGCAGGCUGAAGAAUGCGCGUUGAUCUGGCCUGGAGUGCCAUUUUAUGACAAGACGGGAACGGGGCCCCUGCGAGAAAACACGCCCCUGGUUCAUUCUUUGCACUGCUUCAACUUGAUGGUGAAUCGUAAUACACCUUGCAUUUGUUGUGGUGCCAAUUGUCUCGGUCUUGGUCCAGCGAUUUCUCGUCCAUUGCAGGUUCAGCCAGCCCAACCGCCAUAAUGUCUCCGUUGAGCGGGUCCAAACAAUGCUCGAUGCCGGUCACCAGUGGUUCAGGCGAGCAGCAAAAGAACGGACAAGGACUGGUAAAGAACGCCGUCACGGAAGACCUUCUGCCGACCCUCGAGGUGCCGUGAAUCCCGGUACACGGAGCAGGACUCUGGUGAAGCUGACAACCCCCCGGCACCAGGGGGAAAAAGUAUUUUGCCAUGGCAGUUAAGCGGUGAGGUGGCCGAUCUGAGUCCAAUACUCCGUAUGCAUGCGUCCGACACUUGCAUUCCUUUUUAUCUGCAGAGAUCAUCGUUUUCAUUCGUUUGCGCUGUGCCGGGCUCGUAUCCGAGUCGGGCGGGCGAAACUACUUUGGUGGAAUUAUUAUCAGCACUCUCGUAAGACAUACAAAUAGUGAUAGAGUGGCCAGAGUGGUCAACAAAAGAACUGCCGGCCAGGGGCAGGCAAACAGACCUGAGACAGUAGGUAGAUGCACAUCGCCUUUCUUGGAAUGACCUAUCUACUGCAGCACUCGAGAUGCAUCGUUCUUACCGCUUCAAAAGAAAGGAGCUUCUGCGGGAUUGAAUCAUCCCUUGCAGGCCCAGCGAUCAGCGUUGGGUGAGGUGAAACCCCGCCCUUUCUUCUCUUUGGGCUUUGUGCAUAUCCAGGGCUCACAAGGCGGGAUGCCAUCUCGUACCACUUUGCUGGUUAGACGGCUGCAUGGCCCUUGACACCGUGACACCUAGGACCUUGUUUUGUACACAGAUGGAGCACCAGGAAUGGGAUGGGGGAUGGGGAAUGCCUGCAGUCGACCGUUUACAUGGCUAUUUCUUGGUUGCAAUACGACCACGACUGUGAUCUGUUAUGUACUUUUCGAUACGUACUAACUAUGCCUUAAUUGUACCAUCAGUGCACCCCUCGCGGUUGGCGGACCGGUGCGCUCGUGCAGCCGCAGGAUCACGGAUCACCCGCAAUUCGAUCCUGGUUUGAGGAGUCAAAAGUUCUUCUACUGCACGUACCCAGUCAAAUCGUCAAGCACAACCUGUCCAGGACGGCCACGUUGGUUGUCAAGGCAUCUAUCUGCAGUGUUCUACAAUGAGCGGAUCAUUGAAUGGCUGCUGUAUCACUCCAACCCAGACAAGUUGAGGAACAUGUUUCAUCGACCACCAGGUGCAAGUUGCACAGCGCCGUUUGUUGCGGUGUAGUUGCUAUCAAUGGAUCGAGCUUGGCUCCGGGCCUCUAACCAACCUAACGGGCGGGAAAGCUGGCUGCGCUGUUUUACUCGUCAUAGAGCAAAACGGCAUUCCCAGUACCAGAACAACCCUCAAUCAAGUGCGGGGUCUUUCUUUUUGGUCGGCGACUUGACAAUGGAUGGCGGAGAUAUCAUCAAAACUCUGCGAACAUAUGUCUGCGACACGAAAUUAACUGCCCGAAAAGUCCCCGCUGCGGCUUUUAUAAGACAGCCAAACUGAGCAGUCGACAGAGGCUUGUCUUACACCGCAUCAACCGCAUUCGACUCUCUGUGAAACCACAUUCAGGCUCUCGACAAGCACCGGUUGUCUUAUGCGACCAUACUUGCUCAUUCUCCUGUACAACUUGGUCACCGUUUCACCUAGCACUGAUCCCGACAUUGCAACCAUGGCCGACGUCGUGUCCGAAAACCAGGCUUAUUUUGGGUGCGUAUAAUGAAUGAGCAUUUGUCCUCUGUACUGGAUGAUCGUUGCCAAACCCUUUGGGCGUGUACGGCUUGCUUAAGUUACUGGCCGUCUUUUCUUAUGCUCUAAGGUAGCAGAGCACACGACCGCAUGCGAUGCAGUGCUACACAUUUCAUCUAAAGUCCGUCGCUAAUGUAGUACAAUUAUAGCAAGAUCGCCACCGAAUAUGACCAGCGCAAUGCGGAUGCGAUUGUGCAGCUAGAGCGCGGCAUCCGAGAGAGGAUUCCAUUCAUUGGUGUCAAGCAAGACGCGAGGUUGCUAGACUACGCUUGUGGUACCGGCAUGCUCUCGAGGGUACGAGUUUCCCCUCCCAGGAGAGAUGAGCUCCAAGACGUUGACUUGGACUGACAGUGAGUUACAGGUCUUAGCACAGCAUACAAUUGAGGCUAUAGGCAUUGACUUGUCGGAGGAAAUGGUCAGGGUAUACAAUGCCCAGGCUCAAAGCCAGGGCUCUUCACGCCAAGCCUACCAAGGCAAUCUGGCUGAUCCUAAGGACCCCUCCCCAACAGCCUUUGCUGAUAGCAAGUUCUUCGGAUUCGACGUUGCAGGCGUGGGGCUCGGAUUCCACCACUUUGACAAGCCCGAUCUAGCAUCCAAGCAAUUGGCCGAGCGCCUCAACCCAGGUGGCGUCCUCUUCAUCAUUGACUUUGUUGCCCACAAGAUAGACCCCAAGGAUGCCGCUCUGCGUGGUAUAACACAUCAUGGGUUCAUUGAGGACGAGAUCAAGAAGAUGUUUGAGGAUGCUGGACUCACGGACUUUGCUUACCAAGAGCUCCCGGAACCCAUCACAUUCAAGGAUUGUCACGGCCACGAUCAUGGCCACGAGCAUGGUCAUAGUCAUGAUCACCAGCACAAUGAGGACAAUCACGGCAACAGUAGUGAGCAUGUUCAUAGCCAUGGGACGAAGAAGGGCUCAACUACGACUAAGAGGAUAUUCAUUGCCAGAGCGUCCAAGCCAUAAAAGAGUGUCUAAGGAUUGUCUUGUCGGCCCUUGACAGUAUGCCACCCAGCAUCAGAGGCAAGGUAUAUGACCCUCAAAUAUGUACGGUGUCAGUAGUUCACACGGCGCAAGCUGCCGACGGCCGUCAUCCUGGCAUUCGGCUUCCAAAGACGACACAGAAUGUCUUGUUCAAUAUCAUUACUUAGCUGCAUAAAUAACAAGUCACACUGACACCUAUAAUUGCACAAUAUCCCUCCGAUGAGCUGUCUCAUACACCAUCAAUGGUGGUUCCCAGAAGAAAUAGCAAUCUGAAGUCACCUACAAUCGUUGCAGUCAAAACCUGACUAUCCAGGGUACCCAGCUCUCUCAGUGCUCCUACUGGCGUUACAUCAGCCACCAGACACUGGAAUGAAUAAAGAAACUCAGGUCACAUUACAAGCCCAAUACAGCCCAGAAACAGCCCGUCCGAUCCAACAGUCCGGUCAUGCUUUGGUUAAACAGCCGUUCGUGACCGGAGGCUACUACUAGCCCGGCAUGAGUAAGUCAGCCCUUCGCCCUGGCAACAGACUCCUUCCGACGAAAUUUCUCCCUUCAAGUCUUCCCUCACACCCUUAUACCCAACUGGACCGUCCCGUCCCGCCCUUGCGGUCGAAGAAAACCUUGUCCGGAGGAGGAGCCGCGAGUAAUGGUGUGCGGAUGCAUUCUUCCAGCAGCAGCCACGCCACUUUGGAUCUCAAGGGAUGAAGUGAACCAUUCUUGGCACAUUAGUCGAUGAAUAGUCGAAGUUGGCUAUGGGAAACUAGAGAUGCCGUGUAUUGAAGAAAACAAGAGAAGGGAGGGAAAUGGCUUGUCCGGGGCGGUGCGAUCCCGUGUCUGAUGGGGGGGAGAGGGAUAUUAUGUGAGAGUCGCCCCUCCAGCCUCAUCCGCGCUCCCAGAACGCUCAGAGCAAGGGUCUCCCAACUCGUGCGACAAGGCUUUGCUCUGCUGAAGUGCUUUUGGCCACGCCCUUUGUUAUUGAAAGGCAUUGGGCGACUCUUGGUAAACAAGUGUGAAACACACUUUUAUUGUUGACGCUGGUGCCACCGAGCGGACGUCUGGUCAUUUCCGUCGAAUGCGCCAGCUCAAGUGAAUGAGAUACGUAUCGAUGACAUUAGCCCUGUCGUUGUCUGUGCGAGGUCAGCUUCGAUUAUUGAAACGUCUGUUGGUCAUGAAGUGACCGAGUGAUGCAAUCAUUUGGGUCUGAUCGUCGGGAGAUUAUGAGUUACCAUCUCUGGACUAGGGGGGACUUGGCUCAGCUGCUGGUGCGAUCCGAGGACAUGUUCAUUAAACAAUCAAUUCUAUGCUCUAAGAAACCAUUUGGGUGCCAAUGCCUGGAAGAUUUUGGUCUUGACAAGCGGCUAAUCUUGGCCGUCAAGUUCAACGACAAAAGCGCCACCAAGGAGAAGGGCCGGCUCUUCGAUUCUAUGAUGCUCGUAGCUUGUAUGUUGUUAGUGAAAUGGGCACAUGAAUAAUAAACAAGCCCCGUCGACUGACCUGAGUGUUCCAACACCACCUGCCUCC